Molecule: messenger RNA, 2707 nt
Organism: Centropristis striata (black sea bass)
Lineage: Eukaryota; Metazoa; Chordata; Actinopteri; Perciformes; Serranidae
Product: ankyrin repeat domain-containing protein SOWAHC-like
Exons: 4
Coding region: 244-1890 (548 amino acids)
Molecular function (GO): protein binding
Source: RefSeq, a predicted model, not a curated record
CGCAGCAUGAUUUUUUGCAAUGGUGAGCCUCUUGCAGGGCUGAUCCAGAUCCAGAUCCAGAAUCAGCUGCGACCCCUAUCUGCCAGAGCUCGGCACUCCCCACGGAGGAGGAGAGGAAGAGGAGGAGGAGAUGCUGUCACCGAGCUGAGAAGAUGACAGUAAUGGAGACAUCAUUUUAAAAAAAGGUCCCUGUAUAACUUGUCCCCGUGUCCCCGUGUCUCUGUCUCUGUGGGGUCCUCCGGGAUGAUGAUGGCGUCCCGGUGCACGGAGCAAACCGUGCAGGAGUUCCUGCUGGAGAGAGGAGGGAGGGUCCAACAGAUGGAGCUCAUGGAUCAUUUCCUCCCUCAGAAGGAGCAGCCGGGCCGAGGGGAGGACCAGGAGGUGCUGCGGCGCAUCGUGGACACCGUGGGCACCGUGACGGUGGAGGACGGCGUCAAAUUUGUUUGUUUGACCGCUGAAGGCGGCGCGGAGGCGGUGAUGCGUCCGGACACGGGCGGCCACGACCACGGGGAGUGUAACGGCAACAUCCAGGAGACACUGGACAACAACUAUGUCAACGGCAACCCGGACAACCCAGGCAACCCAGGCAACCCUGGCAACCCUGGCAACGGAGAGCAGCCAGGAGCUUCCAGCUCGUUGGUUGCCAGCCUGGACAACGACAAACAGUCCAACGGCAACCAGCAACCUGAGCAACCUGAGCAACCUGCAGCCCCCCCCCAGACCCCUAAGACCAGCUCAGGGACCCCCACCUCCAGUGGAGGAGGGGAGGUGAAGCUGAGGGAGCGGAGGAGGAGGGAGUCGGCUCCGGUCCUCGGGAUCGGAGACCUGGACCAGGCUCACCCUUUGGGCUCCCACAGCCAGCAGCUGAGGGGGGCCCGCAGGGUGUCCCGAGGGUCCCAGAGGGCCCUGCUGACCAGCUGCCUGUCUGAGGACAGCACCCUGGAGGGUCUGGACCCCAUGGGGGACAUCAACACCCCCAAGGGGAGCCGCAGGAACUUCAUAGAGCUGAUGAUGAGCAGUUCUCCUCAGGUCCGGAGGUCCCUGAUCAACCGUGGUUCUCGUCUGCGGGACUCGGUGAGGAGCGACGGAGACACCACCUCCAUCCUCUCCUCCACCACCGAUGAGGACUGCGCCUCGGUGACCCUUGACCCCCUGGAGCACGAGUGGAUGCUGUGUGCGUCCGACGGGCUGUGGGAGAGUCUGCAGCCUCUGCUGGCGGUGGAGCCGGGCCUGGUGGCCAAGAGGGACUUUGUGACAGGCUUCACCUGCCUCCACUGGGCCUCCAAGCAGGGCAAGGCGGAGCUGCUCUCCCAGCUGCUGCUCUUCUCUAAGGAGAACUCCAUCCCUGUUAACGUUAACGUCAGGUCAACGGCUGGAUACACGCCGCUACACCUGGCUGCCAUGCACGGACACACACAGGUGGUGCGUGUGCUGCUGUCCGACUGGGAGGCGGACCCCGAGGCCCGGGACUACAGCGGGAGGCGGGCCAUCCAGUACCUGCCCCCCCCGCUGGCCGCCGACCUGCAGGAGGAGGGGCUGGUGACAUCACCGGGGGCGGAGUCAGACAGCGAGAACGCCACCAGCAGCGGCGGCGGCGGCGGCGGGCUGCGUGGAUGGAGAUUUCCCAGAGUGCUCCAGGGCAACCUGAACCCCCUGAGGCUCCUGAACCCCCCCGCCGAGGCCCCGGAGGAGGGGCCGGGGGCCCCCAAGACCAAGGGGGUCCAGAGGAAGUCGUCUCUGAGCCGGCUGAACGCCCGGCUGCACCGCGGGCGCCACCGCGCCCAGAUCAUCCACAGCGCCUCCUUCAGGGACUCGGGGGAGGUCGGGAGAGGGGAGGACCUCCCCAGCAGCCCCCUCCGGACCCGCCCGCUCUCUAACCUGUUCGGAUGAACACACAGAACUCAAAAAUACAGUUUACUCACAUUUAUUAUCAGCAGCUCGGACGUUUAUAUGACCAAAAUUAACAGCACACAUUUUAAUACGUAGUGUCACAGCUGUAAAAAAGGUCUAAAAACCAGAUCACACAGUAAAUCUGAGGGAAAUGAUCGACAAGAUUUGACAAGAUUUCUUAAAUUCAGAUGAUUAAAUCUAGAAAUAAGCAUGUUGAACACUUAAAAUAAGAAAUUAACUCUUAAAACCAGAUAAAUUAUCUUAACACUUCUAAAUCUAAAGUUUUUUUAAAAAUCUUGGUAAGAAACAAAUAAUUUAAUUUAAUUUAUGAGAUAAAAGUCGAAAUUAUGAGAUCAAAAAGUCAGAAAUUAUGAGAUAAAAGUUGAAAUGAGAUUAAAAAAGUCAUAAUUUUCAGAUAAAAAAAGUUGAAAUUAUAAAAUCAAAGUCGAAAUUAUGAGAUAAAAAAGUUGAUAUAAUGAGAUAAAAAAGUCAUAAUUAUGAGAUAAAAAGUUGAAAUUAUGAGAUAAAAAUUUAAAUUAUAAGAUAAAAGUCGAAAUUAUGAGAUAAAAGUUGAAAUUAUGGUAUUAAAAAGUCAUAGUUUUGAAAUAAAAAAGUUGAAAUAAUGAGAUAAAAAAGUCAUAAUUAUGAGAUAAAAGUUGAAAUGAGAUUUAAAAAGUCAUAAUUUUGAGAUAGAGCAUUUUGAAAUAAUGACAUAAAAAACCCCAAAAAACUUUAGAUUUAGAAGUGUUUGAUAAUUUAUCUUGUUUUAAGAGUUAAUUCCUUAUUUUAAGUGUUCAACAUGCUUAUUUCUAGAUUU